AUGUUCAUUCUUCUGGCAUUAUUGGCCGUCUCGCAGUCCAAAGUAUAUUUCCACGAGGACUUUGCGAACAAAGACAAGUGGAUAGACUCGACUUCCUCAGGGAAGACACUUGGGCAGUUUAAAUUAGCCCGUGGGAAGUGGUAUGGUGAUGAGAACAAUCAAGGUCUUCAAACAUCUGAAGAUAAUAAGUUCUACAUAGCUGCCGCCAAGUUAGAUGAGGAAUUUGGCAAUGAAAACAAAACUACAGUCAUUCAGUAUAACAUUAAGUUUGAACAGAACAUUGAUUGUGGAGGAGGAUACAUCAAGUUGAUUCCAAAGAGUGCUAUUGAAUCAGAGGAGAAAUUCACCCCAGACUCAAACUACAAUAUUAUGUUUGGCCCAGAUGUCUGCGGCUCUUCUAAGAGAACACACGUCAUCAUGAGUUACAAGGGAAAGAAUCAUUUGAUCAAGAAAGAAAUCAAGUGCGAGUCAGAUGAGAUCUCUCAUUUGUACACUUUGAUUGUUAAGCCCGAUAACACUUACGUUGUCAAGAUCGACGGCGUUGAGAAGCAAAAGGGUUCAUUUGCUGAUGACUGGGAUAUGCUCCUUCCAAAGGAAAUUGAAGAUCCAAAGAUCUCGAAGCCAUCGGACUGGGUCGAUGAGAAGGAAAUCGAUGAUCCAGAAGAUAAGAAACCAGAAGGAUGGGACGACAUUCCAAAAACUAUUGUCGAUCCUAACGCUAAGAAACCAGAAGAAUGGGACGACGAAGACGACGGAGCUUGGGAAGCACCAACUAUUGAAAACCCAGCAUAUAAGGGUGAAUGGAAGCCUAAGAAGAUCCCCAACCCAGCUUAUAAGGGAGAAUGGGUCCAUCCAAAGAUUGCUAACCCAGACUAUGUAUAUGACGCUAAUCUGUAUAAGUUUGAAAAUUUCAAGUACAUCGGAAUUGAUGUCUGGCAAGUCAAGUCUGGAACUAUCUAUGACGAUAUCUUGAUCACCGAUAACGAGACUGAAGCCGAGGAACAAGCCAAAGUCAUCUUGGAAAGAAACAAAAAGGAAAAGGCUAUGAGAGACGAAAUCAAGGAAAAGGAAAGAAAGGAGGCUGAAGAAAAGAAGAAGAUUGAAGACGCUAAAAAGGCUGAAGAAGAGGCCAAGAAGAAGGCUGAGGAAGAAAAGAAAGCCGAAGAAGAGAAGAAGGAAGAGCCAAAGAAAGAACCAACUCCAGAAGAAAUUAAAAACAAAGAGGAGCUUUAA
Entamoeba invadens IP1 is the source of this 1233-nucleotide messenger RNA. Its product is annotated as Calreticulin precursor, putative. Gene Ontology annotation, biological process: protein folding. Gene Ontology annotation, cellular component: endoplasmic reticulum; endoplasmic reticulum membrane. The record is from RefSeq and is a predicted model, not a curated record. The coding region runs from base 1 to 1233 and encodes 410 amino acids. NCBI's taxonomy places the organism in Eukaryota, Evosea, Mastigamoebida, Endamoebidae. Gene Ontology annotation, molecular function: calcium ion binding. The transcript has a single exon.